This is a messenger RNA of Octopus bimaculoides (California two-spot octopus), 4056 nucleotides long. RefSeq lists its product as uncharacterized. The record is from RefSeq and is a predicted model, not a curated record. Gene Ontology annotation, biological process: regulation of DNA-templated transcription. NCBI's taxonomy places the organism in Eukaryota, Metazoa, Mollusca, Cephalopoda, Octopoda, Octopodidae. Gene Ontology annotation, molecular function: RNA polymerase II cis-regulatory region sequence-specific DNA binding; DNA-binding transcription factor activity, RNA polymerase II-specific.
UUAGCUUAGAUUGCUUCUAUUUAUUCUUUAUGCAUACAUCCACAAAUUCUGUCCGAAGUCGAGAAUUAGUUCCCUUGAUAAAGUAUUGUCAAUUCACUCCAGCACCGGCUGUUUAUGUAUCUAUAUAUCCGAUGGAUGCAAAUUAACGCUGCCGCUACACAUAGUUUCUCGCAACUUGCGAGCCAUCAACCGACUCAAAAGUUACAUAUAUUGUCAGGAAAAAAGAGGAUAAGUUUCGUAAUAUUUUCUCAGUAAGGCGUUAGUCUUAUGUAAAGUUCUUUGAUAAUGAGAUUGAUGUCUUCAUCGUUUGAAAUACAUACAAGUUGUUGCGAAAGUAUCCUUCCUUUGUCAUAUUCGGACUGUAUUGAUAUGUAAGUAUCAAUUAUUAGUACGAAAACAAGAAGCUACAUUAAGAUCUGUCUCAAUAUUAAUUUGUUUGGUAGUUGCAGAAGAAUUUAUUUUCUGGCACAGUGCUGUAACCACCCAAGUCUUGGUUUUGGAAGUCUUUUGGUGCGACCGAGUUUUAGUUUUGUUUUGCUGUUAUUAACUUUGAUUGACCAAGUUUAUGAUCAAAGAAAAGAAGGUGAAUACGGUGGAACUGUUGAUGAAAUUUCCUACAGUUACUGAAGUUUGGAUAUAAAGAUAUACUAGCUUCAGUAUAAGAAAAAACAGUUUUGCCGACUUGAAGAAUCAAGUAGAUAGUAGAAUUCAUUUUAUUGAAUAUUUUCAUUCUUCAAUGAGAUAAAAUGAAUGCAAACUCCUGAAAAUUUUAAAUGAAACCAUCAUGUUAAUGAAUAAUAGAUGAAGUCUUACAAAAGCAUUGGUUUGAUUUUGCAGUAUUCAUUUACUAUUAUGGUCUCUAGAAAAAUCAGAUUUUCACAAGUAAUUGAGAUUAUCAUUUCUCGUCCAAGUUACGUCAUCAAAUUUAUAUUUUGAAAACUGCAGUUAUGUGUAGAACACCUGUUACAUUGUUUACUUCACUUCAGUUAAAAUCUGCAUUAUUUCCUCUGACUUCCAAUUUACAAUAAAAGCAAUUUUAUACUAUAUUCACAUAUGUCAACUGAAUGAUUUUUGUCAAGAACUUAAACUUGAAAAGCUGACUAAAUAUUUUCACUUAGACUGUGUACUAGUUCUUUCAGAUCUGGAUUUAACUAAAUGGCUGGAAAUAGUUUAAGGAUUUAUUUUGAUUUUAUCCACUUAGCAUUUAAAUUGGUUAUAUUUGACCCAAAUAUUCUAUCUGAUUUAUGUUCAAACUAGCCAGAUCCAACCUAUCACAUCUACUCUACAAUGUCAUUCUAGAAAAUAAACAAUCACAUCACUGAAAUCUCAAAGCUCUGAGAUAAUGUAGGAUUAAUUCAAAAUAAUGUGAAUAAAUAAGCAUCAUAUUUGACAGAAUAAUCCGAAUGCUAAAGGGUUAAAAAUUACCAAAUUUAGUUCUGGAAAAGGAUUCUAUCCUACAAGAAAUUAGAUUACAAAUGUUUGCAGUUGAGAAAACUUCAAAUUUAAUGAGGAGAGGGAAAGGAAAAAAAAUAGGACUAUUUUACAGGAAGUAUAGGUUUAGAAUAAUUCUUUGGAAAUUUGUUCCAACAUGUCCUAACCAUGAUGGUGGCUAAAACAGACUAAAGAACAUAAAUCAGAAAAGUAAAAUAAUUUUUGUGAUUUGUAAAAGAGAACAUAAUGGAAGAUGAAUCAAAGAGUCAGCUUCUUGGAAAAACACAGCCGGAAAAUAUUGAUUUUUCUCAUGAGAAACAGGGAGAGAUGGAGAAUAAAUCCCACUCCAAAGACAUUUUUGCGACAAAAAAUAAUUUAAAGCCAAAAAAAUUUCCUCACUCCGGAUCAAAGUCUUACCAAUGUAAAGAGUGUGGCAGAAAUUUUACAAGAAACAAUUCUUUAUAUCGGCACCAGCUUAUUCAUACAGGAGAGAAGCCAUACCAUUGUGAUAUCUGUGGUCGAAUGUUUUCACAAGAGAACAGUUUACAUAGACACAAGUAUAUUCACACAGGGAAGAAACCAUACCAAUGUGAUAUUUGUGGGAAAAGGUAUACUGGGAAUAGUGAUUUAUCUUGGCACAAACGUACACACACAGGGGAGAAACCAUACUGCUGUGAUGUCUGUGGUAAAAGUUUUACCGGAAAUAGUGAUUUAUCUCGGCAUAAACGAAUUCACAUGAGAGAAAGACCAUAUCAGUGUGAAAUCUGUGAUAAAACGUUCUCUACAAGUAGCCAUUUAUACAGACACAUACGUAUUCAUUCAGAGGAUAAUCCAUCAUACCAGUGUAAUAUUUGUGGCCAAACAUUCUCAAUCAGUGCUAAUCUAUCUCGCCAUAUACGUAUUCACACAGGAGAAAAACCAUACCAGUGUGAUAUAUGUGGUAAGGCAUUCUCUAGAAAAUAUGUUUUGUUCAGUCACAAAAAUAGUCACUCACAAGUAAAACCAUACCACUGUAAUAUCUGCGGUAAAAUGUUCUCUUACAGUACUGGUUUAAAUAGUCAUAAACAGACUCAUACAGAAGAUACACCAUACCACUGUGAUGGCUCUGAUGAAACAUUUUCAGACAGCAUUAGUUUAUCUUCUCACAAACAUACUCACACAGAGGAGAAACUAUACUGCUGUGAUGUCUGUGGUAAAUCAUUCUCUGUCAACAGUAAUUUAUGUAGCCACAAACGUACUCACACAGGAGAGAAACCAUACCAUUGUGAUAUCUGUGAUAAAACAUUUUCUAGGAGUAGCUCUUUGUCUACUCACAAACGUUUUCACACAGGUGAAAAACCUUACCACUGCAAUAUCUGUGGUAAAUCAUUCUUUGCUGCUAGUGGUUUAUAUUUCCACAAACGAACUCACACAGGAGAGAAACCACACCAUUGUGAAAUCUGUGGUAAAACAUUUUCUAUGAGUUAUAGUUUAUCUAACCACAAACGUACACACACAGGAGAGAAACCAUAUCACUGUGGUGAUUGUGGUAAAACAUUUACUUACAACAGUUCUUUGUAUCGUCACAAAAGGAUUCACAGAAAUGAUAAAUAAUAAUUGAGGCACACCAUAUAACACUGAUUGGAAUUUGUGAACGAAAAUAUUUACAGCUCUCUGACACACUACCAUUGUCAUAUAUGUCCAUGCAUGUGAUUGCUUUACUGAUUUCAGGAAUGUGACCAUGUUGGAGUACUGCCUUUAUGGAUUUCAGUUAAUUGCAUUGUCAAUAGUAUUGUACCUUUUCAGAAGGGUAAAAAGCAAGAUAGAUUGAUCUGAACUUAAAGUAACAUAAAGGAAUAUUUCCAAAUAUUCAGAUAACCUGUCAAUUAAAGUUCUUAAAUAUACAAGAUAAUUGUUAUUGUUAUUGGAAACAAACUACAUUGGUAUUUAUUGCACAAAUUCCACCAUGAUUAAGUUUCGAAUACUCUAAGGGUUUCAUCAUUCAUGUACACUGUUUACAUUAAUCAGAGUGGUUCCACAUGGCCGCAGUCAAAUGACUGAAACAAGUAAAAGAGUAAAGAGUAAAAUAUUCUUAAAUAUUACAUUUACAAUUAAUUUUGCUUGAGAUUAAAUUUAAUAUCCAGCCUGAUUUCUAAAUCCAAACAGUUAUAUUCACUGUUGUACUGUCUUUAACACUAUUUGGUGGUGUACCAGGUGUUUUACUUUGUUUAGAUGAUGUUUUAAUAUCAAAAGUUUUCACAAACGAAAAAUAGGUAUUAUUAAUAUAUAUAGUAAAAGGUUGUAUGGAUAUGUGCUCUGGUAUUACCACAUGUAAUACAGUAUUAGGUGUGCAUAGAUAGUUUUGAAAACUAUUUCUAUACAGUUUUUAAUAAUACCAUUAACAUGUCACUACUAUGUAACAAUAAUUUAGUAGACAUAACCUCACUUUUGUACUGGGAUUUAUUAAGAUAAAAGAUAUCACAAUGUGCUCACAUACACAAAAAUAAUGAUAAUAAUAAUUGUACUACGAUAAUUAACACCUGAUAUUUGGAUAAAAUGUCUUUAUAUGAAAAAAAUAAAACGCAUCAGAAUGAAAUCAGUUUUUUUUUUUUUUUUAAGAAAAUGCAAAUAAAAGUAUAAAAUAGU